AUGAUGAAGUACGACACGAUCCACGGAAAGUAUGACGGAACCGUGGAGGUCGAUGGCGACUCGCUGGUGAUCGACGGGCAGAAGGUGGCUUUGUCUCACACCCGCGACCCAGCCGAGAUCCCUUUUGGAGAGCACGGUGCGGAGUACGUGUGCGAGUCCACUGGCGUCUUCCUGACUACCGACAAGGUGCAGCCUCACCUGAAGGCGGGCGCCAAGAAGGUGAUCUUCUCCGCCCCCGCCAAGGACGACUCGCACACCAUCGUCAUGGGCGUGAACGAGGACCACGGGACCCUUGUAGAGUUCUGCGUUCCUGCCUGGAAGGACUGGCGCGGCGGCCGUGCGGGUCCAGGCAACAUCAUCCCUUCCUCCACGGGCGCCGCCAAGGCUGUCGCGAAGGUCAUCCCGGACGUCAAGGGCAAGCUGACCGGCAUGGCCCUGCGUGUGCCCACCAUCGAUGUCUCCGUGGUGGACCUCACCGUGGAGCUGGAGAAGGAGACCACCUACGAGGAGAUCUGCGCAGAGAUGAAGAAACGCUCCGAGGGUGACAUGAAGGGCUACCUGGGCUACACAGAUGAGGCCUUGGUGUCCACUGACUUCGAGACCUGCCCCAUCUCCUGCACCUUCGACUCCAAGGCUGGCAUCAUGCUCGACCCUACCUUCGUGAAGGUGGUGUGCUGGUAUGACAACGAGUGGGGCUACUCCUGCCGCGUGGUGGACCUGAUCAAGCACAUGGCCGCGGAGGACGCCAAGGCGUAA
This is a messenger RNA of Symbiodinium natans, 756 nucleotides long. Lineage: Eukaryota; Dinophyceae; Suessiales; Symbiodiniaceae. The record is from the annotation of a GenBank genome assembly.